Molecule: messenger RNA, 714 nt
Organism: Penicillium alfredii
Lineage: Eukaryota; Fungi; Ascomycota; Eurotiomycetes; Eurotiales; Aspergillaceae
Product: phosphoribulokinase/uridine kinase family protein
Exons: 1
Coding region: 1-714 (237 amino acids)
Cellular component (GO): cytoplasm
Molecular function (GO): kinase activity; ATP binding
Source: RefSeq, a predicted model, not a curated record
AUGGAUUCUGAGUACCGCCGAUUGACCGACACGAUCCGACUGCAAGCCAAUGCCCAUACAAAACCGCGCUAUAUCGUGGCCAUCGCAGGAAUACCUGGGUCUGGCAAGACCACUAUAGCAGAGGCCGUAGUACAUCAACUCAAUGAGGACACCGCUAAUCAUGCGACACUUCUCUCCAUGGAUGGGUUUCAUCUGUCGCGGGUGGCGUUGGACCAACUGCCCGACCCAAAGGAAGCCCAUGUGCGUCGCGGUGCACCCUGGACUUUCGAUGUCGCGAGAUUUGUAGCUUUCAUUCAUGAGCUACGCAGCUGGGCAGACAAGAUACCCUUAGCCUCUUCAAAGGCCUGGUCAGAUGCAGAUAUCCUGCUAGCCCCGGCCUUCGACCACAAGACCAAAGACCCCGUUGAGGAUAGCGUUGCUAUCACACCUGAUGCCUCGAUCAUUGUCGUUGAGGGCAACUAUUUGCUAUUGAAUGAGCCUGGGUGGCGCGAUUUGGCAAAUUUAGUCGACUAUCGUGUCUUUGUCGACACCGAUCCGCUAGAAGCCCGAGACCGAGUGGCUAAGCGCCAUGUGCAGGCAGGCAUCGAGAAAACUCUAGAGGAUGGAUACCGGCGGGUGGAUAGCAACGAUUAUUUGAACGCACUUUCAAUCCGCGAGAAGCUCCUCGUCCCAGACAUGGUGGUGAAGAGCAUGAGUAUACCAGGGGUGAGUUAG